Messenger RNA from Oryza brachyantha (malo sina), 1393 nucleotides. RefSeq lists its product as uncharacterized. The record is from RefSeq and is a predicted model, not a curated record. The transcript is spliced from 2 exons. NCBI's taxonomy places the organism in Eukaryota, Viridiplantae, Streptophyta, Magnoliopsida, Poales, Poaceae. Bases 235 to 1008 code for a protein of 257 amino acids.
CAUUUUUCACCUUAAGAUUUGAUGUUGUUAAUCGUCCUGGGCUAUCUCCAAUUCAAAAGUGCACUGCUGCUAUAAGACAAUUAGCAAAUGGAAGCCCAGCAGAUCAGCUUGAUGAGUAUAUUAAGAUUGGUGAGAGUACUGUAGUAGAGUGUUUGAAGUUAUUUGUGAAGGGAGUGAUUGAACUAUUUGGGGAGAAUAUUUGAGGCGACAACGGUACACGAUGUCGAACGGCUAAUGGAAAUUGGUGAGCGUCGUGGGUUCCCUGGCAUGCUAGGGAGUAUUGAUUGUAUGCAUUGGCACUGGAAAAAAUGCCCUUAUGCAUGGAAGGGGAUGUAUACCCGCGGUGAUCACGGUGUACCUACGAUCAUUCUAGAGGCAGUUGCUUCGCAUGAUCGUUGGAUAUGGCAUGCCUUUUUUGGUAUUGCUGGAUCCAACAAUGAUAUCAAUGUGCUUAACCAAUCACAUUUGUUUGUUGAGAAGCUGAGAGGAGAAGCUCCUGAGGUGCAGUACUCUAUCAAUGGAAGGCAAUAUAAUAUUGGUUAUUAUCUAGCGGAUGGCAUAUAUCCAGAGUGGCCGGUUUUCGUGAAGUCUAUACGUGAACCACAAACCGAAAAACAUAAAAUUUUUGCACAACACCAGGAAGGGGCAAGGAAGGAUGUUGAAUGCGCCUUUGGCAUUUUGCAGUCUCGCUUUUCUAUUUUACGUCGACCAACACGUCUAUACGAACAAGGAGAUCUUGAGCAUAUCAUGCUUGCUUGUAUAAUCCUCCACAACAUGAUAAUUGAAUAUGAGAAGAACAUAGAGCAAAUUCCACUUGAUUUGAAUGAGGAAGCCAACAAAUAUUUUGUUCAAGAAGCUACAAUUUCUCAUGGAGAAAAUCCGGAGAUGGAAGAUGUACUUAAUAGAAACAUUGCCUUACAUGAUCGGCAAGUGUACAAACAACUACAAUCUGAUUUGAUUGAUCAUAUUUGGCAAAAGUUUGGAAAUUCAAAUAGGCAAAAUAAUUAGAUGAUGCUGUGCACCAUGAUGGCUUCUGGAGGACUUGUGAACCUACCUGAGAUGAUGUUGUGCUGAAGCUGUGAACGCUGCAGGACUUGAGAUGAUCCUGAUGCCAUAUCUUAUUAUAUAUCAUGAACUUUUGUUAUUUUGUUGCAAACUAUAUGCGUAGCCUGCUACCUUUUAUUUUCUGGAUUGGUAUGAUUAAUAUAUGGAGAAACCGCAUGUGCAGUCCAGGCGGUGAAUCGUAUUCCUAUAUGUUUUUUUGUUGCAAGAUGUUUCAUCUGAUCUGCAGAAAUAAAUCAAGCUAUAUAGUUGCUUGCCACAGUUGAUCUAUUCAUUUUUUGUUGCAUUUAAGUUAUCUAUGUUGUAGAAGCUACUGUAAAAACUAUGGAUU